Molecule: messenger RNA, 1272 nt
Organism: Prunus armeniaca (apricot)
Lineage: Eukaryota; Viridiplantae; Streptophyta; Magnoliopsida; Rosales; Rosaceae
Source: the annotation of a GenBank genome assembly
AUGGAUUCAAGGACAAGUGAGAAUUUUGAAGGUGACAUUGUAUCAAAGCAGGUGGAUCUCCAGCAAGGCGAUAUGAAGUUUAACAUUAAGGGUACAGGUACAGGAAGCAUUAGUUUCAAAGAUAUGGAUCCAAAAAUUAAGGGUACAGGAAGCAUUAGUAACAAACAGAUGGAUCCGAAAAUUAAGGGUACAGGAAGUAUUAGUAGCAAAGAGAUGAUCUUCAGAGCUGAUAAAAUUGAUUUGAAGAACAUAGAUAUACAGCUUGAGAAGCACUUGAGCAGGGUUUGGUCCAAGAACAUUGAGAGAACCAGGCCUAAGGAAGAGUGGGAGAUUGAUUUAUCUAAAUUGGAUAUAAGAUAUGUUGUAGCCAGAGGGACCUAUGGUAUUGUAUACAGGGGUACCUACGAUGAACGAGACGUUGCAGUUAAGGUGUUGGACUGGGGGGAGGAUGGUUAUGCCACAGCUAAUGACACUAAUGCUGCGCGGGAAUCUUUUCAAAAAGAAGUUGCUGUCUGGCACAAGCUUGACCACCCUAAUGUUACAAAGUUCAUUGGAGCUUCAAUGGGAACUUCAGAUCUUAAGAUUCCUUCAAAAAGCUCUUCAAGUGAUGGUCUAGAUUCUAAUCCUGCAAGAGCAUGUUGUGUUGUUGUGGAGUAUCUCGCUGGUGGGACACUAAAGCAAUACUUGAUAAGAAACAGGCAAAAGAAACUUGCCUUUAAGGUUGUGAUCCAACUUGCUUUGGACCUGGCUAGAGGUCUUUGCUAUCUGCAUUCUCAAAAAAUCGUACACCGUGAUGUCAAAACAGAAAAUAUGUUGCUUGAUACUCGCAGAAACCUUAAAAUAGCGGAUUUUGGUGUCGCUCGUGUUGAAGCUCAGAAUCCAAGGGACAUGACUGGUGAAACUGGUACCCUUGGAUACAUGGCCCCAGAGGUUCUGGAUGGUAAGCCUUAUAAUAGAAGAUGCGAUGUCUACAGCUUUGGCAUAUGCUUAUGGGAAGUUUAUUGCUGCGAUAUGCCUUACCCAGACCUUAGCUUUGCUGAUGUAUCAUCUGCAGUUGUCCGACAGAACUUACGGCCAGAAAUCCCCAGAUGCUGUCCGAGUUCUUUUUCGAACAUCAUGCGCAAGUGCUGGGAUGCAAAUGCAAAUAAACGUCCUGAAAUGGGUGAGGUGGUGAGAAUGUUGGAAGCAAUUGAUACGAGUAAAGGAGGUGGGAUGAUACCUGAAGACCGUUCUCCGGGCUGUUUCUGUUUUGCCCCUACUCGUGGUCCCUGA